Messenger RNA from Amphimedon queenslandica, 3421 nucleotides. RefSeq lists its product as uncharacterized. Gene Ontology annotation, cellular component: extracellular region. Gene Ontology annotation, biological process: proteolysis; lipid transport; lipoprotein metabolic process. The transcript has 9 exons. The coding region runs from base 371 to 3406 and encodes 1011 amino acids. Gene Ontology annotation, molecular function: GTP binding; lipid binding; cysteine-type endopeptidase activity. The record is from RefSeq and is a predicted model, not a curated record. Lineage: Eukaryota; Metazoa; Porifera; Demospongiae; Haplosclerida; Niphatidae.
CAGCCAUAAUUGUGGCUGCUACUAGAGUUAUUGGCAAUGGUACCGGUAAUAUUGAGAAUGGCAAAUUGCCAGUUAUUGGCAGUUAAAAAGUUGGCUAUUGCCAGUGAUCACAAUUUAAUCUUCAAGACCAAAUUAAAGCACAAUACAGUAAUUAAAAUUAGAGCCAGUAGUCGAACAAAUGAAUCCACUGUAAUAAUUAAUUGCCAAAAUUAUAUACAUUCCUUACAUCAUUACAGGUAUUGAAACUAAUGUUGACGGCAUUGAAGAGGUCAAUACAUUUGAGAGGCCUGCUUUAAAAAUAGAUGCAACUAAUCCCCUAGAUUCAACAAAGAACAGGAUUAUUGAUGUAUCAAAAAUUGACACGAAUGCAAUGAGAACUAUCAAAGAGCUCCUCCAAGAAGAAAAAAUUUCAAAAGAUAUCAACAUACUAGUAAUUGGAAGAACAGGUCAAGGAAAGUCUGCACUAGUCAAUAGCCUCAUUGAGCUGGGAGAAGAAAUUGUGGCUGAGGGAGCACUUACUGGCUGCUGUACAACAACAUCACAGUCUUACACCUACCCAAACAUCAUUCCUGGUGUUAGUGUCACAAUAAUUGACACUCCUGGUCUACAAGAUAAUCAAGACAAAGAGCAUAAAUACAUUCAAGAAAUGAAGAAUGAGUGUAGUGAGAUCAGUUUGGUCCUCUACUGCAUGAAGAUGACAAAUCAUAAAUUCACAAAUGAUGACAAAGUUGCCAUAAAGAAGUUCCAUCACGUGUUUGGUCAAAAAUUUUGGGAGAGAGUGGUGUUUGUCCUUACCUUAGCAAAUAGCGAGUUCCUAAAAAAAUGGGAUGACAGAGAUCAAGACGAUAAAAGCAGAGAACCUAAAAAAAAUGAAACAGGUGCUUGGGAAAGGUUAAAGAAAGAACGACUGACUGGUAGAGUUCAACAUCGUAAGGAACAAUUAAAUACAUUUGUCACUGAACUCCUACAAUUGAAACAUAAGUCAGAGCAGAGUCAAGAUGUAGCCCAGACUAUAACAUUUGAAGCUCUUCCAGCUGGAUAUUAUGACCCUGAAUAUGAUAAUAAUCUUCGUGGCAUCAACUGGCAGCGUGAUCUUAUUGCUUUUUGUUGCAAAACAAUAAAACAUAAGCAUAAAUUAUCAAAAUUAAAAAUGAACAAAAAGAUUGCUUUAGCUGUUAUUAUUGACAAUCAUGGAGAUGCCAAGGUGGAGAAUGUUGAAGCUGCAGCUCUCACAAAAGCUUUUGAAAAUCUUGAGUUUGCUGUUCUUUACUUCAACAGCCUCUCCUCAAAAUCAAUAGCUACUUUGCUUGAAGCAAUAAGCAAAGCUGAUUAUUCACAAUUAUUGAUGAUAACUCUAGUAUUUUUUAGUAAAGGGAAGACACCUGAGCUUUAUGAUGCUGAUGGUGUGGUGGUGCCUUACGAAGAUGUGUUUUGCCACUUUCAAAAAAGACGCCCAAUACCAGUUAUAUUCUUUUUUGAUUCAGCAAGUAAUGAUGAUGAGAUACAUCUACAAAAAGACAUUGAUUCCACACUUGAUGAUGCAAAUGAAAGUCAUUCGACAGUAGCUGAUACACAGAAUGACAAUGAUUUCAAUUUGCCACUACGUAUUUGCCCCCAAAAUUCUUUAGUUCUUGUGGCUAGACACAAUUCAGCAUCAUCUCCUGUAGUGAAAGAGUUCACAGAAAAGCUGAGCCACACCAGUGUCCAAGAAUGCUUUGAAACAAUAUGUGCUAAUAAUAAUAGCACUACUGUGAAAAGCAUAUGGCAUGACACUGUUGGGGAUAACUUAUUUAUUGUCAAAUCAAUCAAUGACAGUGUUGAGACUCUUGAACAAAAACUGGAAGUAUAUCAUUCAAUAUGGUACCCAAUUCGUUGCAAGACAAUAGACAGGAUUGAAGAAAGCAAAGAAGAAAUCAUGAGAAUAGUAAAUAGAGAAAGGGAAGCUCGAUUAGCAACUACUGUUUCUGGCAUGGUAGCAAGUAGUGGUCUAGUUAUUACUGGAAUAGCUCUAGCUCCAAUCACGUUUGGUGGGUCUCUUGCUAUAUCUGCACUAGGUGGUGUUGUGGGGGCGGCUAUGGCUGGUGCAGGGAUUGGUGCUUCCAUUGUUGCAAAAGUUCGUAAUAACAAAAAAUUAAAGAAAGCACAAGAGCAUAUCUACCUUGAUCAACAGAUUAGCUUGAUGAUUAAUGAAGAUGCUUAUAAAUAUAAUAAAAAAAUGCCACAACAUAUGUCUCAUGUACCAAAGUCUGCUGCAACAAGUGCUUUACAAGGCGGAGCAGCUAUUGGUCGAGGUGCAGCUGCAGGUGUUGCAAUAGGUCUAGAGGGUGCAGUAGAAGCAGCUGCAGCUGCCUUUCGUGUUACUGGUCGUGUUGCUGGAGCAGCUUUAGCUGGGGCCUCAUUAGCUGUAACAAUACCAAUCGAUAUUGGUAUGGUUGCAUAUCAUAGCUAUCACAUUCACAAAUCAAAAAAGGAUCCAACAGGGAAGAAUGCCAGUAGUGAAGCAGUGAAGAUAUUAUAUAACCAAUUAGAAACAUUAUUCAAAGGUAUGUGUCAUGCAAUCAAUGAAGUUGAGCGUGAAGUUCAAUCAGAGACAAAUGUUCUUAAAGAUGAUGAGUAUGGUUAUGAAAUUCAUGUGCCAGUAAAAGAAAAUAAAAAGCUGGCAGUCACAGUUCGCACUCUCUUCUCUGGUCCAUUUGUCUAUCCUCAUGGGUAUACUCUUGUAAGUGCUGUAUAUGAUAUCACAAUGCCAGAGCUACCUCAACCAGCAACCAUUAAGCUGGAGCAUUGUGUUGAUGAAUCUGAUCAGACUAGAUCAGAUUUGUGCUUUGCUAUUGGCAGCGUUGACUUGAAGGAAAAAAAGAUAAUUUUUGAAAAAGUGGAUCAAGAGUGUGAAUCAAUUCAACGGACAAGCAGUUGUCUCUUAUGCAUAUUGUACAGGAGAGCAAUGUACAUGCAAGACAAAACUUCAGUCAAUUAUGUUGCUCAAUGUUUUUAUGAGAAAAAGUACAAGAACUUUUGGACUCUGAAUAUUGUUUUUACAAAGUUCCUUUAUGCUAACUUGAAGUAUGUUCAAAGUAGAUUUAGUCUUCAAGGCUCAUACUUUCCAUUUGUUUUUGAUUCUUCUGUGCUUUCUCUUGAUCUAACUUGCUUUAAAGUUACAAAUGAGUUCUCAGGCUGGAUCAUAUCACCAAAUGAUAGUGAAGAAAUGCCAGACACAAUAUCGAUACAAGAAAUCGACACUGCUGAAUUGAGGGAAGGGAGUGCCAAAGUGCUAAAAAAUGCAUUUCCCUCCAUCAGUUUGUAUGUCUACAUUUUAAAUGAAGAAACUGCUGCUAAGGACAUAGAUGAACCAUUUAAAAUUGGAGGAACAAGCUUAAGCAUUAAUAUUAAGCAACACAAAGAAUAGACUUGAUUUUUAAAA